Cynoglossus semilaevis (tongue sole) is the source of this 7153-nucleotide messenger RNA. RefSeq names its product formin binding protein 1-like (gene fnbp1l). Bases 135 to 1844 code for a protein of 569 amino acids. Gene Ontology annotation, molecular function: protein binding. The transcript has 15 exons. Gene Ontology annotation, biological process: signal transduction. The record is from RefSeq and is a predicted model, not a curated record. NCBI's taxonomy places the organism in Eukaryota, Metazoa, Chordata, Actinopteri, Pleuronectiformes, Cynoglossidae.
UUGAGGAGAAGGCGGGGUGAUUGUCUCAGGGCAGUCACUCAGUGAGCGCAGCCGACUUCCAGCGGCUGUUUUUGGAGUCUCUGAGCGAAGGAAACUGCUUCCAACAUAGGAGAACUCAGAAGGAGGAAUCCGUCAUGAGUUGGGGAACGGAGCUCUGGGACCAGUUUGAUAACCUGGACAAACACACUCAGUGGGGAAUAGACUUCCUGGAGCGCUACGCAAAGUUCGUUAAAGAGAGGCUGGACAUCGAGCAAAACUACGCCAAGCAGCUACGGAACUUGGUAAAAAAGUAUUGUCCGAAACGCUCAAAGGAUGAGGAGCCUAGGUUCACAUCGUGUGUGUCCUUCUACUCUAUACUCAAUGAACUCAACGACUACGCUGGUCAGAGGGAGGUGGUGGCCGAGGAGAUGACUCACAAGGUGUAUGGAGAGCUGAUGAGGUACAGCCAAGACCUGAAGGCUGAGAGGAAGCACCACCUACAGGAGGGCAGGAAAGCUCAACAGUAUUUGGAUCAAUGCUGGAAACAGAUGGACAAUAGUAAAAGAAAGUUUGAAAGAGAAUGUAAGGAAGCAGAAAAAUCUCAGUUAUCCUACGAGAAGUUAGAUAACGACAUCAACGCCACCAAAUCAGAAGUGGAGAAGGCCAAAGCCCAGUUUUACCUGCGGACGCACACGGCCGACGAGAGUAAGAAUGAAUACGCCGCUCAACUACAGAACUUCAACGGGGAACAGUGGAAACAUUUCAACAAUGCCAUACCACACAUCUUCAAGAAUUUGCAGGACAUGGAUGAACGUCGGACAGUGAAACUUGGUGAAACGUACAGGAGCUUUGCUGAGGUGGAGAGGAGAGUCAUCCCCAUCGUCUCAAAAUGUCUCGAUGGAAUGGUUUCUGCUGCCAAAGCUGUCAAUGAGCGAAAGGACUCAGCCAUUGUUGUAGAGUCAUUUAAGUCUGGCUUCGAGCCUCCUGGUGAUUUCCCCUUUGAGGACUUCAGCCAGAACCUGAGUAGAACAGGUUCAGAUGGGACCAUCAGCAACACGCCCAAAGGAGAUCGGGACAAAGAAAAAGAUGGAGGCUCAGCUCCAAGAUCUGACCCGAAACACGCUGUAAGCAGAUCCAAGAACAAGCUGUGGCUGUUUGGGAAGAAACCAAAGGCUCCAUCUCUGGAGGACUAUAGUCACCUACCGCCUGAGCAGAGGAGGAAGAGGCUGCAGCAGAGGAUUGAUGAACUUAACAAGGAGCUUCAGAAAGAGAUGGAUCAGAGAGAUGCCCUGAACAAGAUGAAGGAUGUGUAUGAGAAGAAUCCACAGAUGGGAGACCCCAGCAGCCUGCAGCCGAAAAUAUCAGAGACCAUUUGUAACAUGGAGAAGCUGCGUUCAGAAAUCCACAAAAAUGAGACUUGGUUGUCGGAGGUGGAGGGAAAGCAAAGCUCCAGGGGAGACAGAAGACACAGCGCCGACAAUCACCACCACACCCCACAGGGCAGAGAGAGCCCUGAAGGCAGUUACACAGAUGACACCAGCCAGGAGCAUCACACUCCUCGCCAGCGCCCCAGCCCAUCAAAGACAGGACCGCAGAACCCAGACCCUCACGAAUUUGACGAUGAAUUUGACGACGAUGACCCGCUCCCUGUCAUCGGUCACUGCAAAGCACUGUACUCAUUUGAUGGUCAGAACGAGGGAACACUGGUGAUAGCAGAAGAUGAGGUGUUGUAUAUUAUCGAGGAAGACAAAGGUGACGGCUGGACGAGGGCGAGGAAGCAGAGCGGAGAGGAGGGCUACGUCCCCACGUCCUACGUAGACAUCACCCUGGAGAAAAACAGCAAAGGUGCCGUCACCUACAUCUGAAGCUGCACUGUCCUCUCCCCUGUCCUCCUCCAUUCCUCUGUCCUUCCCUCCAUCUACACUUUCUCUGCCUCAGCAGCUAACACUACAGAGGAAAAAAAAGACAUCAUCAACACACUGUACCUGCAUGGAAAAAACUCCUCCUGGUGUCUUCUUUUCCACCCUGUCUCUUCACCCCUCUGUCCUUUCACCAUCAUCCUCAUCCUCCUCACAUCUGUGGGACUGUUUCGGAGGUGAGUCGUCUGAGAACUGAGACGAAACAGGAAAAGCCACACCGUUCUCUUCAGACAAAGUUUAUCUUGUAUUUUAAGCUAUUUCUGUCAACGAGUGUGUGUUUAUAUACUUUAUACAUGUGUGUGUGUGUCUGUGUGUCUGUGUGUGUGUGUGUGUGUACGUGUACGUGGUGGACGUCCCUGCUGCUUUUUGAGCCUCAGUUAAGGGCUACGUCACUUUAAAACGAUCAAAGUAUUUCAAAUUGUUCUUACUUUAAAUGUGAGAAAUAAUUCACGUUGACUUUUUAUUAUCAUAGAUUUGUCUUUUUUCAACUUAACGAUUUUAAGAUUUCCCAAACAUUAAUAGCACAUACUUUAUUGCUUGUAUAUUUCUGUGUAGUUGCUCUGCUCCUGCACUUGUUCACGAUUUUUUUCCUGUUAUCUGUGCCAUUACACUGAAAGGUAAAAUUACAAUCCCAAAAGUUUGUCUGAUUUCCGCCUCAUUGUUUCUUCAAACUCUUUAAAGAAAAUGUAAAAUCUCCUCUAAAGUUAGAUUUUUAGCACUGACCUUUGCUGAGAAAACAUUGUUACUGUCCAGACUUUCCAGAAAUCAGCUUAAGGUUUCUUCAAUCAGUGUCUGUGACUUUUAUCUCUGUUGUCUCUCAGUCCAAGUCUCACAAACUGCUGCAUCUUUAAUCUUAAAACUUUGAUUAAAAUAUUCACGUUUUCCUUUGAACCAGACUGCUGCUCAGAAGAGUCAACACUAAAUUAAAUAAUCAUAGAAUAAUAAAAAAAACAAUGUUAAAAUUAAUCUUUAUUUAUAUAUUUUUUUACUCUUUAUUGAGUAAUGCAAAAAAAACCUGUCAAGUCAACAGCUGGUGAUUUAAACCCCUCUUAAGAACCUUGUUGACCAAUCAGAAGUCAGACGACACUUUAUAUCCAGGUGAACCAAUGUGAUGACUCUUGUACACGAAAAACAACAAACUUGUAUUAUAUUGUUGUAAUUAUCGGUUAUUAUCUUCUCAGCUGUUAGCUUGAUUUGAGCGUGGCAAAGAACAAUUAAGGAUAAAAAAAUGAUAAUGAAGAGGAGAAUAUUUUUCUUUAGCUCUAAUUCUUAAUUACUGGAGCAAAAUACUAAAAAUUAGAUUUUUUUUUAUCUCUGUGAUAAUUGUAUUUUCUUUUUGUUAGAGUGUUUUCUUCUCUUCUCCGUCAGUCCUGUUCUCUCUUCUGUGUGGGUUGACCUUGUUGCUCUGUUUCUCAUCUGUCUGUUUCUUUUAUUAACUGUCCCUCUCCUCCAUGUGACUACAGGUUCCUGAGGGCUGCAGGGUGGCCGGGCGAUUUGAUUGGCUGGUGGAGGGCUCACACUGUUGCUGAUAAUUGGUGUUGCGGGUUUCGCAAGAGUGAGAGAGGUUGUGGGGGAAGGAGUGAGGAGAGGAAAAAAGGGGACAGAGAGGUGAAGUGAAGAGGGCUGGGGAACAGGUCUGCAUGUCUGCAUGUUCUCACCUCCGUGAUCGGUACUGGGUGACUGAAGAACAACUGAGGGAGGGUGUAAGUUUGGGGAACGGAUUGGAUGCAUUUCAUCUUUUGAUAGUACGCUGAACUCCUGGGUUUUGACUAUUUGACCAUAAAUUAGCUUGACCUAAAACAACAGUCGGAGCAGUAAUGACCCGGCUCUGUCCAUGUAGAGCAGCUGCACCAGAGGUGCUGAUGUCCAACUGACCACUAAUGAGCUUAGACAUACCAGAACUGAGAAUCAGAGGUUCUUAAAUAUGUAUUUGUUUAAACUCUCACAUGACAAAUCUAACCAUCUACCAACUGAGUGAUGCAUGUGGAGUAAACUAAUUCAUUUACCUACUAAUCUAGAACCAUAAAGUAUUACUAUUGCAAUUAGUCAAAGGUUUCCUGAUUUGAUCAAAUUUAGUUCCUAGUCAACCUUCAGGGAAAUAAAUGUUGGGGUUUUGUUUUGUUUUUACCACAUUUAAAUCCCAUCAUGUUCUUCUGAACGCCAAAAGAAUUAGACUAAUAGUUAGUUGGUGUUUGUGUUCAAAAUAUCAUUACAAGUACAAUCCAACAUGAAGCAGUUGUACAGACGGUCACAUACUUACAGUAUUCUUCUUUCAAACAGUUCUGACUCUGAUCGUAGUGCCUGGAUAUUAUUUGACCAGUCUGUUAUUAUUAUUUGAAGGCUGACAGUACUCACUGACCUCAAACAACAAUGGCAUGCGUUGAAAACUUGAAUCCAUCUCUUGCCAGUUGACCUUCUUCCUCGGAGUAACAGGGUUUAUCAGUACCAGGAACAGUAGCAUUUAUUUAUUUUAUUUUUUUGCAGCAUCCGUGCCACUAACAAACAACGUCUGCAUUUCUGUCUUGUCGUCAUAAUGAUGUACAUCUGUGCUCUGUUGGUGAUGUCUGUCUGCCUGCCUGAGCCACUCUGCUCCUCAUGCCUGCCCUCAACCCCUCAUGAAGUUGCAUGUUUUUAACUUGUCGUUUGUUUCCAGACAUGUAGCAGGAGUCGUGUUCCAUCAACGUCCAUAAUAUGUUUGUGUGUGAAUGCCUUAAAGUUGUGACGUUUCUUCAGACUUCCAGCAUGAGAAUGACUUGUUCAUGUUUGUCUCCUAAACAUCACUGGGUUAGUCUCUUAGCUCCUCCCCAGAAAGAUAGCAGGACUAUCAGGUAAAAACAGCACCUCUCUCCCUUCCUUUUCCUCUCUUCUUGCUUCUUUCUUACCGUUUCCCCCCUUGUCGAACCUUCGUUGGAGUUCCACCAGCAGAUGGCAGCAGAUUCUCUCCAAACGAAACCACUGCAGCUGAGCUCCACACGGACUGACACACAUUAAUAACAACAGCAGCAAACACGGAGCAGCUGUGGCGAUCGUCGUUGUUGCAGAUCAGACUCAGCCUUAAAAUUAAAACAAUAUUUUCAUGGAAUUUUUUUUUUAUCCUCCAGUUUAUAACUUCCGUUUGACAACAUGUCCCAUCAUGCACCUGUGUUGGCGACGCUGCUGCGUCUAGUAUUUGUCCCGUUAAAUUGGUUGUUUUUUGUGAAUGUGACGACACAGACAGACACACGUGUUCGUCUGGAUUUUUUUAUUUUACAUUUGUGCUGUUGAUUUCGAACCAUUGAAUGAAAUGUACAUAGUGAUACAUGUCUUAUGUUUAAGCUGAAUGUGUUGCCAUGGUGAUUGUCUUUUGGUUUUUGUCCGAAUAAUGCUUUUUAAUGAAACUAAAAGGUUUGAUGCACUUUGCCCUUCCAGCAAAUGAAUCUGAUGAAAUGAACGAGUGAAUAAUUGAUGAAUGACUUUUAAGGUUUGCGUCCUUGAGCGUAGACGACUGUGAUCUGGAUGAAUGACCUGUUUAUAGCAGCAAGGGGAAAAAAGUAGUUUUUAUCUUCGUCAGUGCUUUUUAUACUCCUUUUUUUGUAACAAGCAGUGACCAACCGCCCCCUCUUUCUUAGAUUUCCGACUUGAAACCACUCGUUAUUUUUCUACAGUCCUGUAACAUUAGUUUGCAGUUACAAUUUUCAUAUCAUGGCAUUCAAGCAGCCUAAGUUCUAAUCUGUGUUUUUGUUUGAAGAAGCUGUGAAAAUGUAUGAUACGAUGCUGUAAAGGUUACUUGAACUCUGCAUUUUCUCUACAAACCGUGGCCCAGAUCUAGUUUUUAAACUAAAAAAAAAACAACAAACCUGACAUUUCAAAAACUCAACACUUACUGCAAAUUUGAUUUUGAUUCUUUUAGUGUCUUAAAUCGAAUACCAGCUGUUUUUGGGGAAUGUAUAAAAUCACAGACUUUGUAGGGUUUUUUUUAUUGACUGUAUUAUUAUUAAUAUUGAGUCCUUCUAAACAAGUGCGAAACAAAAAUAUUCACAGAUUGUUUUCACCAUGAAAUGAUUGUCUAAAUAACAUGUCUGUGAUAUUGUAAAGAUCCCGGCCAUUGAAUAUUCCUAGUUCCUUAUUAUUUAUUGCUCCAUGAUAAGUAAGACCUAUCCUUCAUCUUUAAAGGCCGCUGAUGAUGUCUUCCAGUUGCUAGCUUUUAUUUAACGUAUGAUCACAGAGCCCAAAGAUAUUCAAAUAUUCAGCUCAGAGGUAACCCGAGAAUCUUUUGUCUGACUUUUUGCUUAAUAAGCAUUUAAUUUAUUAUUGAUAAAGUAGAAAGAUAGUUUUUCACACUAAAACCAAUAUUUUGGUUAGUAAUGUACAUGUAAAUAUGCACAAAGCCCGGUCGACAGGGCUCUCCUCUGGUGAGUACGGACAGUGUUUCAUGUCAACGUCUGAUGAAGUCACGCCCACUUAUCAAUAACUUGUCUCCUUGAUAAACUGCAUUAAAGUUGAGAAUGUAGCAGUUUAAAAUGCUAAGGAAAUGAAUGGGUAAAAUGAACUGUUUUCUUUAAGAAUUAAUGUUUUCUUUUGAAUGUCUUACAAUCCCGUUCAGAGGAAAAUAGACAGUCUGUUGACAUUUAUAAUGGGAAUGGGAGUUAUCUUCAGUUUUAUCAACUGUGGUACAGAGGUACGUUCCCAACUGUUUGCAUUCAUUUCCCCAAAUCAUAAUUUUCAGAACGAUGCCUUUGCUAAUAAUUAACCUGUUAAAAUCUGCUGUGUGAAUAUUGCAUAUUAGUGCUUCAUAUUAUGCAGUAACACAUACUAACAGAUCAGCUUCCAGAUAUUCUAAUAAACACAUAAUAGCACUUUUUUGCUUGGAAAAACCUACCACUUGACUCUUGUCGGUGAGUCCGUUGCUGUUUAUUGUCCAGGACAAAACAGAACAGAUUAUUUGGAUACGAGACAUUCCUUUUUUUCUUUACUCCAAACGUUGACGCAAAUAUUUUGACAAAUGUAAACAAAGAAACUAUGGUGUUCCUUUUUUUCCACUAACACAUUUUACAGUGGGUAUAAAUAGCAGGUACUUUGUUCAGACAGAUUAUUAACAUUUGACAAACUCAUGUACAUCUGUGUAUUUUUUACCAGUACCAAUAACCUCCGUUCAUAUUGUUUUGUGAACAUGUUUUUCUUUUACUUUCAGUGUUGUCAGACACACUUUGUGACUAAAAAUGCUUUUUCCUCUCAUUAUUCUUCAGUGACGUUCUAUUAAACCGUGCAACAACAAA